UGGGAACCACCGAGUUGGCCGAGCCUCCGAACCGCCCAGAACGGCCGGAAGUCUGCGGGGCAGAGCGGCCGCGGGCGGCCGAGGCCCAUUUCCGGCGUCGUCCCGCGGGUCUCUCGGCCGGGACACGUGGAUCCCCACCCACCCAGCCGCAUGGAGGCUGUGACGUUUGGUGAUGUGGCUGUGCACUUCUCACGGGAGGAAUGGCAGUGUCUGGACCCUGGCCAGAGGGCCCUCUACAAGGAGGUGAUGCUCGAGAACCACAGCAGUGUGGCCGGACUAGCAGGAUUCCUGGUCUUCAAGCCUGAGCUGAUCUCCCGGCUGGAACAGGGGCAGGAGCCAUGGGUCCUCGACCUGCAAGGAGCAGAGGGGAGAGAGGCAGCCAGGACCUCCAAGGCAGAUUCUACAAUCGGGACCGAGAGUGAGCAGGCCUGUGAAGACAUUGACCGUCUAAAAUCAGAAUCCCAUGUGGUCAUGGUCAAAACCCCAUCCCAGGACUUUCCCCAGAGUCCUGGCUUUGGAGACGCCUCUGAUCCCGAGGUCUGUUCAGAGAGUCAGCCAACCUCCCUCUUCCAGAAAAACUGCUUGAACACAGGGACUGCAGCUCCCAGGGAGACCUUCGCCGAGGACGAGGCCCAGGGGUGUGGCGAGCGGGGGAGCGGUGGCCGCCUGGGUUGUCGACAUGAUCAAAGUCAGGGGUCCUUGCGAAGAUGUGACAUCUGUGGUAGGAGUUUCCGAUCUACUUCAGACGUCGCUCUGCAUCAGGAAAUUAAUACACAGAAGAGACCUAACAGCUGCCAAGAGUGCCAAAAAAAAUUAUCUGAUUGCUUACAGGGGAGACAUCUGAGUACCUUGCAUGGAGAGAAGCCGUAUGAGUGUGAGGAGUGUGGGAAGGUCUUCAGGUUGUGCUCACAGCUUACUCAGCAUCAGAGGAUCCAUACUGGAGAGAAGCCGUUUAAAUGCACCGAGUGUGGGAAGGCCUUUCGUCUGAGCUCGAAACUCAUUCAGCAUCAAAGGAUUCACACUGGGGAGAAGCCCUACAGGUGUGAGGAAUGUGGAAAAGCCUUUGGUCAGAGCUCUAGCCUCAUCCACCAUCAGAGGGUCCACACGGGAGAGAGGCCUUAUGGCUGCCGGGAGUGUGGGAAGGCCUUCAGCCAGCAGUCUCAGCUGGCCAGGCACCAGAGGACCCACACGGGAGAGAGGCCCUACCCAUGCCAGGAGUGUGGGAAGGCCUUCAGCCAGAGCUCAACCCUAGCUCAGCACCAGCGGAUGCACGCUGGGGAGAAACUUCAGCUCCCAAGAACCCCGGAUAGUCCCAGCCUGGUUGCACAUCAGAGGUUACACGCUACUGAGAAACCGUUUAAGUGUGACGAGUGUGGGAAGGCUUUCCGGUGGGUCUCCCGCCUUAGUCAGCAUCAGCUGACGCAUACCGGAGAGAAACCUUAUAAAUGCAACAAGUGUUCAAAGGCCUUUGGUUGCAGCUCACGGCUUAUUCGCCACCAGAGAACUCACACUGGAGAAAAACCAUUUAAGUGUGAUGAGUGUGGGAAAGGCUUUGUCCAGGGCUCACACCUAAUUCAGCAUCAGAGAAUUCACACCGGAGAGAAGCCCUAUGAGUGCAGUGACUGUGGGAAGGCCUUCAGCCAGAGCUCAAGCCUCAUUUACCAUCAGAGGAUCCAUAAAGGGGAGAAGCCCUACGAGUGCCUCGAAUGUGGAAAAGCCUUCAGCAUGAGCACACAGCUUACGAUACACCAGCGGGUGCACACGGGGGAGAGGCCCUAUAAGUGCAGUGAAUGUGGGAAAGCCUUCAGUCAGAACUCCACCCUUUUCCAGCACCAGAUCAUUCACGCUGGGGUGAAGCCCUACGGAUGCAGCGAGUGUGGGAAAGCCUUCAGCCGGAGCUCGUACCUCAUCGAGCACCAGAGGAUCCACACUCGAGCCCAGUGGUACCACGAGUAUGGGAAUACUCUGGAAGCUUCUACCCACGUGAGCCGUAAGAAAGUUAAUACUGUAAAGAAACUUCAUAAAUGUAAUGAAUGUGAAAAAAUAUUCAGAUGGCGUUCGCAUCUAAUUAUACACCAGAGAAUUCACACUGGAGAGAAACCUUAUAAAUGUAAUGAAUGUGGCAAAGCUUUUAAUAGGAGCUCAAGGCUUACUCAGCAUCAGAAAAUUCACAUGGGAUAGACCACUCACCUUUACGAAUGUGUAUAAAUGUGAAUAAACCUACAGCCUUAACUUAUUUUUUAUGGGAUCAUUUAUACUGACGAUUUAGAACGUUGUGAAAGAUUCAGAAUUGCUCUCUUAGGAGAGGGAGCAUUCAGAUUCACCUGAGGUGUAUGUUUAUUUGCUGGCACGUUUGACCUUCAGUAAAUCCCGUGUUGCUCACAUCAAGGUGCACGUGUGUAGCAUUUGAGUUCACAGAGGGAAGACCCCAGGUCCUGCGGACGAGGAAGAGGCAUAAGAAAAGCCCCGUGAGCCCCGCCAGACGAGUGGGUUGAAAGAAGUUACCCAGGACGUCUUCCUUAAGCAUCAGGUACUCAGACUGGCUUCAGCAACAAGAUAUGCUCACUCGUGUCCACGGGGCCCCAGGCAGCGCGGCCGGGUCCCCCUCACCUGACUCCCCCAGCAGGGCCUCUUUGGGGAGGAGCUGGCUCCAACAGCAGUGCCCGGGCCCGGGGACAGUGUCACUGGCCCACCCUACUUCCAGAGCCCAGCUGCUUCGGUUACGACAAUCAGACGCGCAGCCCUCACUGGGAUUCCCAGCCUGGCCCUCAGCACUGCAGGAGCCUCGCCUCAGUCCCGAGAACGCCACCAGAGGCUGGGAUGUGUGUUGUUGGCUGCUGCUGGCCAGACGUCCUCAAAACUCCAGGCACAGGGACUGCCAAAACGGGGGUCUGCAAGCAGACACACGAGCCCAUGCCUUCUCACAGGCCUGAGGAAGGUGGAGAUGCCUGCUCACCAGGAUCAGCGUGUCGGCGUGGUCAUAUGGGCCCCACAGGUGCUGAGCACCGGGUGCGCGUGAGUGAGCCCGCUCCGCCCACAUCACCUCCUCCCCGGGUUUUCUUUGCCAGCCCAGCCUGGAGAAACGGCCAGGGUAGAGUGGUCAGGACCCUUGACCUUCUUGGCACGGGCGGAAAGAACGUGCAGGGGAGAUCACCACUCCGCCCACCCCUCUGGUUAACCUGACUGACAGGCUGGGGCUGCGGAGCAGCUCACAGAGCAUCUCAUCAAGGCCUGUGAGCCACAGGAUGAGGCUGACGUGUAGCAUUGAGUCCAGCCUUGCUUGGGGCCCUGGACUCGGCAGCGGUGCCUCGGGACCAGGAGUGUCAUUUGCACAGGCUGCCACCCAGGACCACCCCCCUGAGACCUGCCGAUCUUUGGUGCCAUUGCCAAUAAUCACAGGCCAAGGGCGGCCUGCCACAGAGAGGCCAUUUCUCCCAUGCAUGGACAGGUGACCCUGAGGGACAUAGGUCACUUCAGGAUUUAUUGCAACACGACUUGGGUCACCAUCACACUGGUUGGUUGAAGCCCAGAUCGCCUUGUGUGACACGGCUCAAAAUCAGCCUAUGGGUUUGUAUCAGGGGAAACAGUGCCGCUCCGUGGGUACUGGAGGGCCUGGUGGGGCUGGGAACAGUGGAGUUCAGGGUGGCCGAGUUCACGUGAGUUUCCGUUCUCAGCACGUGGCCAGGGACUCAACCCCGCAGCAGCUCAGCCUGACCUGCCAGUUCGCCUGACACAAGGUGUGACAUGUUCUCAGGUUGCAGUGCUGUCUCUGGGGAUGAGGAUCGUCCCCCAACCUGCAUCUUCGGGGGUGUUCCCGCCCUGGGUGGAGGACGCCAUGCAGUCAGUGUGCCCCUUGCAGCAGCUGUAACCCCCUCUCCCCCGCCGUCCCCUGCUUCACCCAGAACUUGUGUCUGAAGGGUCAGUGCAAGAGGGCAGGGACCUUUACGGACUGUGCAGAGAUUAUGAACAGAGAUUAUGUCCCCGCCUCGGCUGCUGUGCUCAACCAGGUGGUCACUGCUGUCAGAGCCGGACAGGGUGGCCACAUGUGAGUGGGCUGUAUCUUAGGCUUUGUGAGCCACCCAAGGAUGGGACAAGAGUCAAGGUCCCGGUGCACAUGCCACAUGUGCCCUCCACUGGCUCCUGGUGCCAUCGUGCUGGAAGGGCCUCCCGAGGCCCCAUGCUCUCGCCUUCUGGCUCUAGGAAGGCUGUUUGUCACUGGGUGCACCGUCCCCACAAGGGAAUUGUCUCCUGGCCGCUUCCUGGUAAUGAUGGACAAAGGGGUGGAAGGCCUCUGGACUCCAGGUUCUGCACUGGGCGGGAUGCUUCUGUUUUCCCCUGACAGCACUUGCAGGCUGGCCAAAAAGGGCCAGAGGGACCAGCCUUAAAUCUGUUUCAGCACCUGGAUUCUUUCUGGAUCAACACGGUUCUAAGUCAGGGGCUGGCUGACUGUGUGGCCCUUGGGCCAAAUGCGGACCUGUGCCCACAUCUGUGAGGCCUGGUGAUCAGCCUGAGGCCACUGGGCCGGGUAGCUGUAAAGCCUGGGACCUACACAGCCCACAAAACCUGAGCCAGAGUCAGUCCUGUAAAUGCACUCAUGUCCGGGAAACUUAAUCACAAACAGGCAAGGAGUAAGGCAGCUGCUUCAGCUGUAGCCGAUCUGACAGCUUCCUGGCUUUGCUUCCGAGUCCCCUGUUGGCAGGACUCCUAACCACUUCGGCUUGGUGCUGCUCCCGUUCCAUGUUUGCUCAAAUCAACUUCAGGAUUUUAAUGUACCUGUUUACCUUUUAACAGGCCAAGAGCUAAGGAUGGUUUUUACAUUUUUAAAUGGUUGGGUGGGGGGGAAAGACUAUUUUGUGACAUUUGAAAAUUAUAUUGAAAUCAGAUUUCAGUGUGACCAAAUAAAGGUUCUUGGAACA
Molecule: messenger RNA, 4916 nt
Organism: Balaenoptera acutorostrata (minke whale)
Lineage: Eukaryota; Metazoa; Chordata; Mammalia; Artiodactyla; Balaenopteridae
Gene: ZNF7
Product: zinc finger protein 7
Exons: 5
Coding region: 151-2181 (676 amino acids)
Biological process (GO): regulation of DNA-templated transcription
Source: RefSeq, a predicted model, not a curated record